Messenger RNA from Hippocampus comes (tiger tail seahorse), 4504 nucleotides. It is a transcript of the gene rmdn2, whose product is annotated as regulator of microtubule dynamics 2. NCBI's taxonomy places the organism in Eukaryota, Metazoa, Chordata, Actinopteri, Syngnathiformes, Syngnathidae. Gene Ontology annotation, cellular component: cytoplasm; mitochondrion; mitotic spindle pole. The record is from RefSeq and is a predicted model, not a curated record. Gene Ontology annotation, molecular function: microtubule binding. The transcript has 11 exons. Bases 289 to 1554 code for a protein of 421 amino acids.
UACUUACUGCACUUAAAACCGCACGGACUGUUUUGUUCGGUGCACUAAAGAGCUAGACGGACCAUUUCCAACUAGGCUUCUCUCUCUUCAGCAACUAAAUUCACAGUAAUGUAGAUAUCUGUUUUGUAUCGGGGGGAAAAAGAUGACAUGUAUUGAAAUAUCGAGUGUCAUUAUGCUGCGUGUUCAUAACAGUGUUACAGUCUUGUUGUAUAACCUUGGCUAGCAACUUUGUUUUGGUCGUUGACUGAACUGAACGAAGCUAACAGCAACCGAUUGUGGGCUUUCAGGAUGGCCCAAGCAGACAACAAAGUCCUGAUUUUGGGAGCCUUGGCUGGAGUCGCUGGCAUUGGCUUGGCCGUGGCAUGUUACCAGGGCUACAAGAUGAAACGAAGAGCCUCAUUGCCAGUGCACUACCUACGCACUAAUAAUGAACUUGCAACUGGCAUGACGUUAAUGAAUAGUCCCGAUCUACACGGGAACCAGAUUGAGGUACUGGACCGUCUCGAGGCCCUACUUCAGUGUGUGUCAGAGCUAAAAGAUGAGAUGAAGGCAUUGAAGAAUACUUUGCCAAUGCGGCAUGGUCAAGUUGGCGUAGACCUGAGGGCAGGCGAUAGGCCAGAUGCACAUCGAGCUGCUCCUCUCCACAGGACCACACCAACACGGAAGAAAAGGGCUGGAAGCAGCAUCGCUGGGGCCACAGCGGGGGGGCGAAGUUCUGAAGAAGCGGAAAGUGAGGGCGGGUAUAUAACUGCACUGACUGACUCGGAUGAAGAUGAACAAAGUGAUGAUGAACACUUGGAUGAAAGGCGGGAGACAACAGACAAGUUAAGUUGCCUGCUUGAGAGGAUUGACUCUUUGCAUCAGGGCACAGAGGCUGACAAAAGAGAAAGUCUACACAUCCUAACAAGUCAACGAGAGGAGUUUGGACAUAACUCAACGUUUCUUUGGCGUCUGAUCAGAGCAUAUUGCGACGUUCAUGACAUCAGCGCCACGCUUGAAGAAAAGAAGAAUCAUGCAGAAACUGGAAAGAAGGUUGGUGAGGAUGCGGUUGCGCUGAACCCGAGAUGUGCUGAAAGUCACCAGUGGUAUGCCAUUAUGUGUGGAAUUAUGGCUGAAUAUGACACAGUGCAGAACAAGAUCAAGAAUGGCUACAUUUUCAAGGAUCAUCUGGAUAAAGCCAUUGAGCUGAAGCCUCAAGACCCCCUGUCCUACUACCUGCUGGGCCGCUGGUGCUAUGCUGUAGCCCAGUUGUCUUGGCUAGAGAGGAAAGUUGCUGCUGCAUUAUUUGGAGAACCUCCCAGUGCCACAGUUGAAGACGCACUGAAGAAUUUUCUGAAGGUUGAAGAUAUACAUCCGAGAUAUUCCAAACUCAACUAUGUAUUUCUUGCUAAGUGCUACAGAGACAUUGGGUACAGGAAGAAGGCAAGGGAGAUGUGUGAAGCUGCCAGAUCCAUGCAGUCUGUUUCAAAAGAGGAUGAAGACGCACAGAAAGAGCUUGACCUUCUCUGCCCGCAACUUGGAAUAUUAGACCGCGAAGACGAAUUGGACCUGUAGCAUGUGCAGUGAGUACACUGAAACUCUCAGCGAGAGGCAAGUUGUUGAGUUGCAUCAUCACUGGGAGCCAUCUGGCUGAGCGAGUCAAUGUUGACUUGAAGAUGAACACGAUAAUCUGCAGGAAGAAAGUCAGUUUUUUUUUUUUUGUAAUGGUUGGUAUGGCUGGACCCCGAUGUCCUGCCCAUUGUCCUCAAUAUAACUGAGAGACUGGUUCCUUCAGACUUGGUGUCAAUACAAAGUUUCAAUGGGCAAGCAAGCCUUGUUGUUGGACUUGUUGCAACUGCCUGUUCCGUCCUGUUUGUCAACAACAUCAACAAGAAAAGCAGCUCAGAGAAUGGCAUAUCCAACACAGUCAGUGACCUCUUGUUGUCCUGUUCUUGUUGAUAAGUGGCUCUAUUUUACUGCACCCACCUUGUUGUACCUAUCUGACAUAAUUAGCACUAAUAUGCAAUGAUCACGCACAGUUGUUUUGUUUUUUGUUGUUUUUUUUAACAGUAAUGCCACCUAUUGAUUGGCAUUGUUCACUCUGGCGCCUGUUCACAGUUAAAGGGGUGACAUUUGUCAUUGGCUCUCAUGCCAAAGGCACACCUCCUGCGUCUAUAAGGGCAUUUAGUUGCUCACUCUACCACUUAUAACCAUAGUACAUCAAAACCUGCUUUAAUACAAGUCAUCACUGUCGUCCAGCAUAUGGCCAUAUUUUACCAAAGAUUAUACUUGAAGCACUUACAAAAUACUCAAGUCCUCAGCCUCAUAUACACUAAAAGCACAAGAGAAAUUGAAAUGCAAAAAUACUUAAUUUUGUCUUACAACACACUGGAACAGAAAAACAUGCACAGACAAAAAAAACAAAACAAAAAAAAAACACUACACUCAGCUUAAUGGUGAGUUGUAAUUUUAAUCAUUUGUUUGUAUUUGUUACUAUGUGGGCGUGUACAUUUGUCUUAAUGCGAAACCAACCCGUGGUGCAAAAAAACCCCAAAACCCUCAAUGAUUGAUUAAUCAACUUCAAUUUGACAGAAUUGACAGAAAAUCUUUAUAGUCGCCCCUAGAACAGCGGUGUGUAGACUUUUCACAUCCACUUUAUACUUUAGAAAAGACAUCAAUCAAUGCUUAAAAAGUAUAAAUAAUAUAUUUAGAUUUGAAUUAGGCGUGGGCUGAUAUUAUUUAACAGUAUGAUGACCGUGACCAAAACUCUUGUGGCAUCAAGCUAUUAAAAUUAUAGUUCUGAAAUUUCUCAAGAUCUUUUUUUUAAAAUGAUUUGUCUGAAUAAUUUUUUUAAAAAGUAAUACCGAUAAAAUAUUUGGUGCAGAAGUAAUGUACCAGUUUAAUUUGCAAAAUAGUUGUGAGCCUACAAUGAUUGGUAGGCUAUUCUCUGGUGGUGUGUCACAGAGCUUGUCACCAACACCACGUGGUAAACGAUGUCGGGAUAAGACACACUCGGCCAAGCAUUCUCCACCGAAAAACCAGCCUUGGGCAGCUCGUAUGGGUCGUUACCUUCACACAGAAUAACUUUCUGCUGAUAUCGCAGUUCUAGAUCAGCUGGCAAGUCAUCAAAAUACUUUGAAAAUGCCAUAACACCACAAUCAGAUGAUCGAUGUUCACAGCUGUGUGCGUGUGUGUCCCUGCAGCGUAAGUGGAACCACCCCAAAUGACUGCGGUCGGCCUCCCAGGAUGCCUUGCUCUGAGCUGUGUGUGUAUACUGUGUGUCUACAGUAUACGUACGGUAUAUACUAUAACUUGAAUCUCGUUCCCCCCCUCCGCCCCCUAACUACUCUCUGCUCACUGAGGAGGAAAAAGAAAAGUUUAGGGGAGAUAAUUAAGUUGAAAGAGGCGGCUCAUUAAAAUCAUUUCAUUCCCUGCUUCGAUGUCGCCCUCAGAAAGAAAAGAAGAGCUCAUUACCGAUGAGAGAUAGUAUUUGUGGUUUUUGAAACUUGACUUUUUAAAACCGCGGUCAACUGUCAAACCGGUAAUUGGUCCAUGCCCAGUUUGAAUGGCUCAAAUGUUUUACAAACCGGUUCACUAAAAAACGAGGCGUUUCGAUAUAGAGACUAAUCUUGUGCACGCUCAGAUUUAUUGUUAAAAUCAGAGAUGGUCGCAUCAGUAAUUUUGCCGGGUUGUCAUUUGCCAGCGGCCAGGCCACCCACCCAUCAUUAAUUCAAUCCAAAUGUGUCAUCAUCACUCCGUUAUUGUCUGUGGCGGACUGCGAAAGGGCGAUUGGUACUGACCCGGUUAGUGACGAUUCUCGUGACGGACGAAACCCACUUUUGUUGGCUGUUGUCAAAGUUUCCCGUCAUUUGUCAGUCUCCAGCAGACCGGGAAUCCAUUGGUGACACACUCGUGGGCCUUCCGUCAGUACCGUGAAGCAUGUUUUACCAGGUGAGCGAAACAAUAGAAAGCGGAAGUGAUACCAGUGAGAGAGACACAAUUUACAAGGUCAAGGCAGUUAAAAUAGAGCCAUUUAGGAGUAGAUGAUGUCAUAGUUUUGUCUCGAUAGCAGAAAUAUUGGAUGUGUGACAUAAAUUAGUGAAUGUAAUUUUUGGGUGAAUAAUAAAUUUGAGGGUUGGGAAUUUGAUUGUUUUUUGUUUGUUUGUUUUUACUGUUUUAUCCAUUCCUAAUUGCUUUAACACAUGUACUCGAAAUGGAGACCUGACAUGUAUUUAUUUUAUUCAUGUUUGUUUUAUGUAUUUAAAAUCAUUUUAAAUCUGCUUUUAUGAGAAAAAAAAAAUGUGUGUGUGUGUGUGUGUGUGUGUGUGUGUGUGUGUGUGUCGCUUUACACAAGUACGCUUAUUCUGGCAAGGUAACGUUGCAUGAACGCAUGUGAUUUUGUUCUAUUGAGCGCCAAAGCAAUUCUGAUACUUGGUAAGAUUAUAAGGCUGCAGAUACAUUGCAUGGAGGCGUAUACUGUACCCCCAUAGACUUGUGUGAACUGGCUCAUCGAAUCAAAGAAUCU